CAGGGGCGGACUGACCAUUUGGGAACUCGGGCACUGCCCGAGGGCCCGGGGUCAGUAGGGGGCCCCAUGAGAUGCCCCUGGUACCUUAUCAUAUACUUUUUUGGGUGUUGUUUGAGUGUGGGUGAGGACACGGGCCCCAUGAUCCCCUAUUGCCCGGGGGUCCCAUGAGUUGUCAGUCCGCCCCUGGGCGGACUGACCAUUUGGGCACUCGGGCACUGCCCGAGGGCCCUGGGGUCAAUAGGGGGCCCCAUGAGAUGCUCCUGAUACCUUUAAUUGGCUUUUUCAUAGGUUUUUUUGGCUGUGGCUGAGGACACAGGGGCCCCAUGAUCCCCUAUUGCCUGUGGGCCCCAU
Molecule: messenger RNA, 351 nt
Organism: Staurois parvus
Lineage: Eukaryota; Metazoa; Chordata; Amphibia; Anura; Ranidae
Source: the annotation of a GenBank genome assembly